Zymoseptoria tritici IPO323 is the source of this 1739-nucleotide messenger RNA. RefSeq lists its product as uncharacterized. Lineage: Eukaryota; Fungi; Ascomycota; Dothideomycetes; Mycosphaerellales; Mycosphaerellaceae. The coding region runs from base 1 to 1617 and encodes 538 amino acids. The record is from RefSeq and is a predicted model, not a curated record. The transcript has 2 exons.
AUGACCACCUCGCGCCAACACUACCUCGACUCGCAUCCAAGCCUGAACGCCUCAAUGGACGACUUUGAAGCGCGCGAAUUCUCGCCCACGAUCCCGGACAUGCCAUCGCAACAUUCUGGCUUCCGCAGCAAUCACGCCUCCGAAUACAGCGAAGCAAGUUCAAGGCGGUCGUAUUCACCGCCGGCGUGGAGGAAAGCGGGAAGUGGCUGGUUUCAAAAUCAUCAGACGUUGGAGCCAAGAGGGAUGGCGUAUGGGAGUAAAGAUUGCAGUCCGGUAUAUCACAGCGCGGAUGAGGAGGGCGAUGGAGAUUUGAGGAAGGCCAGGCGCAUUCCCUUGCCGGAGUCGCCGAUCAAGGGACAGAGUCCUAGGACGAGUCCGGAGCCCGUGGUCGAAUGUGAGGGAAAUGUUGACGAACAAGAAGGUGCAAACAUCAGGUUCUCAACAUCACUAGAUGUGGUCCAACGAACGGAGCCCAUUGAAGCUAUGGUCCACAGCAUCCGGCGCGCAACACAUCAUGUUACGAAAUCCUCCUACAAUACUCUCUUCUACGUCCUCUCCACUCUUUUCCUCUACUGGACAGUUACUUCCCUCAUCUCCACUCCCCAAAAUGGCCCCAUGCCCGACCUAGUCAAAGUCGCCGGCCUCGCAAAAUCCUUCGAGCCGGUCAUCUACUACUCGGAGCACGGCCACGCGCAGAUUGAGCAAUUACAAGAAACUGGCGUUGCAGUCUGGGAUCUCGGCGAGUCUGUCCGCAGCACAAACAUGACUUCUGCGCCUCUCAUCGUCCAUCAACUCGACGACCUCUCCGACAGCUUGAAAACCCUCGCCAUCGAACUCACCCGCUUCUUCGCAGGAGUGGACGCGGAUGUCGAUUCCAUCCUCCUCGUCAUGGAAUGGGCUCAGCGCGAACUGACCUCCAUCUCAUCCGAACCACCCUCCACAAUCGGCUCCGUCUGGUCCAAUGCGCACACAGCUUUAACCCGCAUCGGCCUACUCUCCGACUCUCCUCUCGCACAGACCUUGUUGGGACAGACCUACCAACAACGCACCAAGGCGACGCUCGAGCGCACCUUUCACGAGUUCCUGGGCGUGCUAGAAGAAAGCAUCAACAACGAACUCGCCUACUCCAUCCAACUGUUCCAACUCUUCGAAGCGAUCGACAAGCAAUUCCUCAACCUCCAACGCACCGUCAUCCGCGAACAAGACGCUCAGGAGAGGAUGGAAAACGACUUCCUUUCCUCACUGUGGACGAAAGUCAUCGGCGUCAAUGCAUCGAAACUGCGCAAAUACGAGAAGAACAAGGAGCUCCUGCAUUCCGUUCGGGAUCGAACCGUUAGCAACAAGCACGUGCUUGUAAACCACAAUCAACGCUUGCUCCAGUUGAAGAGCAACCUGGAAAUUCUGCGCAGGAGAUUGGUGAGUCCCAUGGUAAGGGCGAGCAAUUCGAGUACCUUGUCUGUGGACGAUCAGAUUCGGGGUUUGGAUGGGACGUAUCAGGAAUUGAAGUCGAGUCGGGAUGCGCAGAAGAGGAAGAUGAUGGAGUUGGUUUAUGGAGCUGGAAGCCGGCGGGUGGUGUUGCCGAGUGGAGCGGAGAGGGGGAUUGAGGGUGGGCAAUGAGUUGAUGGGAAUGGCGUACUUGGGCUUGGAUACAGACUUGGGACUGGAUGCUGUUUGGACCGGCGCUGAGGGAUUGGAAUGGAUACGGGAUGGAUGACUGAUAUGAUGGGUUUGGGAAGGAC